AAAGAUCAAGAUUCUGGUGAUUCUGGCGAUUCUUAUAGUUCCGUAGACGAGGAAAAUACUGAUUCUGAAACUUCAAAUACGAAUUCUGAAAGUAUUUCGGCUUUAUUGGUAUCUUUGUCAACACCUGCAAUCUCUUCAGAUCAGUCAAAAGCAAAUGAUGACACUUCCUCCGUAUGCUCUAUAUGCUUACAUAAUUUUCAAGAUCGGAGCUAUCUAGAUCCGU
Messenger RNA from Racocetra fulgida, 223 nucleotides. Lineage: Eukaryota; Fungi; Glomeromycota; Glomeromycetes; Diversisporales; Gigasporaceae. The record is from the annotation of a GenBank genome assembly.